Messenger RNA from Contarinia nasturtii (swede midge), 1153 nucleotides. RefSeq names its product ATP-sensitive inward rectifier potassium channel 8-like. Gene Ontology annotation, cellular component: plasma membrane. Lineage: Eukaryota; Metazoa; Arthropoda; Insecta; Diptera; Cecidomyiidae. Gene Ontology annotation, biological process: potassium ion import across plasma membrane; regulation of monoatomic ion transmembrane transport. The record is from RefSeq and is a predicted model, not a curated record. Bases 70 to 1113 code for a protein of 347 amino acids. Gene Ontology annotation, molecular function: inward rectifier potassium channel activity. The transcript is spliced from 6 exons.
UAGCAGUCAAACGUCUGUUCUAACUGAUACACAAAUCAAGUACUCUUUAUUAUACUAAAACGAAAAAAUAUGGAUGCAAAUUGUCGGUUAAACAGAGAUCGACCACACAAACCACGACGUUUAAUAAGCAAACAUGGUGAGCGAAAUGUGAAUUUUGUCAAUAUACCGGAAAAAUCAAAACGAUACAUUCUGGAUCUUGUACACACCAUUAUUGAAAUGCGAUGGCGAAUCGUCAUAUGUGCACAUUUAAUUGCUUCAUUUGGAUGUUGGUCUGUGUUUGCGGUAUUUUGGUAUAUCAUAUCAUAUGCGCACAAUGAUUUGAAUUUCGACAGUCAAAGUGGAGUUUCAUUGCAUGAAGGUGAUAUGCCAUGUCUCCGAGGGCUUACUAGUUUAACGGAUUAUUUUCUAUAUAGCUUUGAGAUACAGACAACUGUCGGCUUUGGUGAGAGAUAUCCAAACGAAGAGUGCCCGGAAGCUGUUUUUCUUUUCGUUGUACAGAUCAUAUGUGGUAUAUGUAUCGAUGGUAUUUUGAUUGGAAUUAUUUAUGCGAAGCUAACACGACCGCCUCGGAAACCAUAUGAUUUGAAAUUCAGCCAAAAGGCAGUAAUUUGUCAACGAGAAUCAAAGCACUGCCUAAUGUUUCGCAUUUGUGAUCCAAAAGAGACACAUUUAAUUGGUUCUAGACUGCAUGUCGUUUUAUAUGGAGAAAUUACAUCAAACGACGGUGACACAGUGAAUCAAUUUCAACACUUGCUUAAGCUACAAGAUGAUGGACAAGUUCAUAUCAUAUUCCCAUUGAUUAUUUGUCACGUGAUUGACGAUCAAAGUCCGUUGUAUACACUUUCGGCUAAGAAAUUUCUCGAAAAAAGAUUCGAAAUUAUUGUGACAUUCACCGGCGCAUCUGCUUCAACUGGCCAAAUAACAGAAGAUAGAACGUCAUAUCUAUCAAGCGAAAUAAUAUGGGGCCAUCGAUUUGUAAACAUAAUAGAAUAUGAUGCACAGAAUCAAGAAUACUUUGUUGAUUAUGACAAAUUUGAAGUGACGGAAGAGGUUGACACUCCUUUAUGCAGUGCACAAAGAUUCACGGAAAUUACAAAAUCAGCGCUAAAUUAAAAACUAGAAAAUACUUCGAUAGAAUAGAUGUAUCUUUAGG